This is a messenger RNA of Hypoxylon fragiforme, 1800 nucleotides long. RefSeq names its product GDP dissociation inhibitor-domain-containing protein. Gene Ontology annotation, cellular component: cytosol; nucleus; cytoplasm. Bases 1 to 1563 code for a protein of 520 amino acids. Gene Ontology annotation, molecular function: GDP-dissociation inhibitor activity. Gene Ontology annotation, biological process: protein geranylgeranylation; small GTPase-mediated signal transduction; vesicle-mediated transport. The record is from RefSeq and is a predicted model, not a curated record. Lineage: Eukaryota; Fungi; Ascomycota; Sordariomycetes; Xylariales; Hypoxylaceae. The transcript has 3 exons.
AUGGAGUCACUGGGGGACGAACCAUGGGAUGUGGUAAUAUGUGGCACGGGUCUGCAGCAGUCCUUGCUGGCUUUAGCUCUCUCGCGGUCUAAGAAACGGAUCCUUCAUACCGACCCCAACGACUACUACGGCGAGCAUGAAGCUGCCUUUAGUCUCCAGGAGGCAGAUAGCUGGGCCACUGCCCACGCAGCAGCUGCUGCGACAGGCGAUCUGAGUGUUGAAGAUGGCUCAACAACGGGAGAAGACAAGGGCUCAGGUCCUUCUAAGAAGCAGUCCAUUUUUAAGAAUGCGAGUGCCUGGAAGCAUCCGGACGCCGCAACUCAUGGUCUCUCCUUCCCUCGACCAUAUUCACUUGCCUUGGCACCCCAAAUUAUACAUGCCCGCGCCAAACUGUUAGCGCAGCUUGUAUCGUCGAGAGCGUACAGGCAAGUCGAAUUCCUCGCGGUGGGCUCGUUCUUUGUAUAUGACGCGAAAGCGAGCGACGCCAGCUCGAAGUUGUCCCGGAUACCCAGCAGCCGAGAGGAUGUAUUUUCUACGAAGGCCAUUCCGGUCAAGUCAAAGCGGUCGUUGAUGAAAUUCCUCAAGUUCGUCAUCGACUACAACUCUGAGGAGCAGAGGCCGGUCUGGCAGGAGCAAGGGGAGAAAUUGCUCUCCGAGUUUCUGUCUAGCGAAUUCAAGCUGGAUGAAAAUCUGCAAAAGUAUAUCCUUGCCCUCACUUUGACAUUGGAUGGCCGCGUAACCGUCGUGGACGGGCUCGCCAUCAUUCAUCGUCAUCUUACGUCGAUGGGUCUCUUCGGCUCUGGGUUCUGCGCCGUGUAUCCAAAAUGGGGCGGCUCAUCGGAGAUCGCACAAGUGGCAUGUCGUGCUGGAGCGGUAGGCGGCGGGAUAUACAUGCUUGAUACAAAGGCAAAGGUCAGCUAUGAUCCCGAUGGGGACCAGAUGACCCUUGAUUUGUCAAACGAACUAUCCGUCCGAACCACAAGAUUGGUUACGUCUCAGGAUGAAGCUCUGCCAGGCGCGCAAACCAUAACUCGGCUCGUCGCAAUAGUCAACUCGACUUUGCCUUCGUUGUUCGAAGUUUCGGUAGAAGGCGCGCCUACACCGGCAGUCAUUAUCGUAUCGUUUCCAAGCGAUGGCGAGUAUCCGAUCUACGCACUAGUGCAUUCUAGUGAUACAGGAGAGUGUCCUGCUGGCCAAUGUGUCGUUUACUUGACCACGUUAACCACACCAAACUCCGCACAGCGCCUCGAGUCCGCUCUAAGCGAUCUGCUCACAGCCGCUGUUCCCGAAGGCAACACAGCCCCGGUUUGCUUAUACAAGCUCCAAUACGAACAGUCGCUCAGCCCUCGAGAACCCUCAACCACAACCCGUGGCAAAACUUGUACCUUCUCCUUUCCCUCGCCCCCUCUGAACCUCGCGUUCGACGACAAUUGUCUGCACGCGGUCAUGGACGCGUGGAAGCUGGUCAUGGGAGAGGACGCCGCGGAAGACGGGUACAUGGUCUUUGAGGAUCGUGAGGGCGUUGGUAGUGAUGAUGGUAAUGAUGACGAUAACGAUAUUUAGGAUUGGGUUGCUUGAUGUAUAGCAGCAGCUUUAAGCGAUGUUGAUCUUGGCAAAUACAUACACAUACACAACCGUAUGUUACCUUAUUAUUACAGUUGAUGUAGGUGCGUGAACCUACAUGCAUACAUACAUACAUACAUACAUACUUAGUAGUCACGUAUAGAAAUUGGACGAAUAAAUUAAUACCUAAUGAAAAGACGAAAGGAGAAUGAAUGAAUGAGUGAAUGAAAUAAUGCC